UCCACGCAGUAGCAGUACUACGUCUUCCAAAUUAAGAUGUUCUUCCUCGCCAAUAGCUCAUAUGCUAACACAUCCUGUGAUACCGUACAAAAUCAUUUCAUAUACAAUCUCACUUCCUCUUACACAGACCAGACAAAUGAGGCCACCAUGGUGCUCACCUCGGUCGUCAUGUUCAUGCUCGCCGCUCUCUUCUUCAGCCUCAAUCUCUUCAGCCGUCUGUCCGAUCUGAGCGCCAUCCUCAACCCCAGUGUCCGCCUCUUCCUCUCCACCUCGCUGUCCCUCUUCCUCCCCGUCAUGUCCUACCUCUUCUCCGAGGCCAAGAACGAGGCUGCCGCCUUGGUUGUUGGCAACACCGAUAGCUCCAGUUAUUACAGCCAGCUGGGUACCGAGCUGUCGCUGCGUGCUCGGACCAUCCUCAUGUGGAUGCUUCUGGUGGAACUCCUCCGCAAGAAAGUGGAGGCCAUCUUGGUGAACGAGGCUGUCAAGUCCUACACCAGCACCAUCGAUCGCGCUUCCCGGAUCGCUUGGCUGGGCUACCUUGUAUUCUACAACCUCAGAAGCACCGGCAAGAAGGCGGUCUAUGGAAUCUUAUGGGUCCUCGGUGCUGCCAAGUUUCUCCAGAGGCUCGCCAUCAAUGAGCUGCUCAGGCGUUCCUUGGCCUAUGGCAAGAACGCCGAGCUGCUCAGCUCGUACAUGGCCCAGAUAAUGUGGCAAGAGCAAGAUAAUCAGCAUCAGGCCGGGGUCAUUGAUGAGGGAGCAGAUGGAGUUGAGCUGUUGAGGAGGUGCAAGUACGCCUUGAUGGGAGAAGAGGACUUGGAGGUGAAGGCUGGCCCUAACGGCUACGAAAUCGAGCUAAAGAACAACACCAUUGUUACAGUUGGUGAUGUUUGGAGGCUCGCAGACUACGGCGACAAGGAAGACCGAGUCGAACAAGACUCAAUGCUUAAAAGGCUAUGCCUCUCCUUCGCACUCUACAAGCUGAUGCGUCGAAGAUUCGAGGACCUCCCCCCUAUCACCGAUGAUGAAACCUGCAACUGCCGGAGCCUCAUCUUCAAAGGUCUGCGCAAGCAGCUGCUGGAAGAAGCUGAGGCUGCAUUGUCGUCGUCAACAGCCGGCAGCCACCAAGAAGAUGAGUUAUUGCAUUUGGACGUGGAGCGCAAGGAGGAUCAGAAAGGCAUGGUGGUCGCAGUUGCCCUGUUCCAAGUGUUCGACGAGGAGAUCCAGUUCCUCUUGCUGGCCUUCUGCCUCCUGACUUUCGUCCUCUGUGGCAACGGGGACGUGGUCUAUGCGUACCAAAGCAUCACCAAUGACAACUACAUCAUAUCCACCGGCACCAUGAAGUUGGCCGUAUGCCUCCUGAAAAGAAUCAGCAAGUCACCGGAGGCGCUCUUCAGCAUCGUCGAUCUAGCAAUCACCAUGCUGCUCCUGCUCACCUUCCUCUACGAGGAACUCUGGGAGUACCUUGUCUUCAUCCUCUCCAACUGGCUCAUGGUGUCACUGCUCUGCAAGUAUACCGCCGCCAAGCGCCACUGGUGUGAGCCGCAUGACAGCCGUAGCAUCUCAUUCUUAAGCAGACUCAUCCGCUCGAUCCUAUGGGUACGGAGUAAGAUGAGCCACCGGAACCUUUAUUUCAAGCAAUUCUCCAUGCUUGGGUUCACCGGCGGCCGAUCUUACGCCUGCAUGAUGAUGAGGCCUAAUACUAAUACUACGGUAGUGCCCAUGGAAGUGAAGAAGUCAAUCAUGGAAUACCUAAUGGAUGCCCACACGGCUAGCGCUUCCCGCCCACUCAGCAACGGCUGGUCCACUCUGCAGUUGGAGAAGCACGACCACCGGCUGAACAGCAGCGCCUCACGGCUGUCGUCACAAUGUGAGAGCAAGAGCGUCGCUGAGGUUAUCAUCACCUGGCACGUCGCCACCAGCAUUCUAGAAUUCAAGUGCCCGAUGCCGACAGGAGGCCGAGCUCGUCGGCACGGGCAUCGGCAUCGCAAUGUGGCGGCGGCGCUGUCCGGGUACUGUGCUUACCUGGUGGCCCAUUACCCAGAGCUGCUCCCAGACAACAAAGAUGGGACAUCGCGUGUGUACAACGAGAUGCAACAAGAGCUGAAGAAGGAGCUAGGAGGCUGUUUGAGGUACCGCAUGUCGUCUCCAGGCGCCCGGUACAACAAGCUGCUGAGCGAGACGGCAAACAAGGAGAUCAAUUCAUCGUCGGUGGCGACGGCGGCGGCGAUGGUGCAAAAGGCGGCAAAGCUGGGGAAAACACUGGUGGAGAUGGCAAAGCAAGAGGAGGAUCAUGUGUGGGAGCUGCUGGCCGACCUUUGGACGGAGCUCAUGGUGUACGUGGCUCCGUCGGGCGGCGAGCUGCACAUGAAGGCGCACAAGGAGGCAUUGGCGCAUGGGGGCAAGUUCAUCACCGUGCUCUGGGCACUCUGCACCCACACUGGCAUAACCAGGCCGGCCAUUGCACCAUGGGAGGCUGCACGUCGUAACUUGGAACCAUAGAGAUCGAUCGACAUGCCCUUCGUCUCUUUGGAUCGAUGCCGUGCUGCAUCGAUUAGAUGGAUCAUGUUUCUGGCAAUAAAUUACGUUUCAGUGUUAAGUCUUCCCGCGACAUGUUAACUUUCAGGCUUGCGUUUGCACACUAAUCCAUCUCAAAAGAAGCUAUGUCCCUAAAUUGAUGUAAACAUAUUGCAUUGGAGUUAUUUAUACCUAUUAAGGUCCAGGGACAUGCCCUCCUUUAAAAAACAA
This is a messenger RNA of Brachypodium distachyon (stiff brome), 2745 nucleotides long. RefSeq lists its product as uncharacterized. The transcript has 2 exons. The record is from RefSeq and is a predicted model, not a curated record. The coding region runs from base 37 to 2499 and encodes 820 amino acids. NCBI's taxonomy places the organism in Eukaryota, Viridiplantae, Streptophyta, Magnoliopsida, Poales, Poaceae.